Saccostrea echinata is the source of this 3030-nucleotide messenger RNA. Its product is annotated as steroid receptor RNA activator 1-like. Gene Ontology annotation, cellular component: nucleus. Bases 13 to 1005 code for a protein of 330 amino acids. The record is from RefSeq and is a predicted model, not a curated record. NCBI's taxonomy places the organism in Eukaryota, Metazoa, Mollusca, Bivalvia, Ostreida, Ostreidae. The transcript is spliced from 6 exons. Gene Ontology annotation, biological process: regulation of transcription by RNA polymerase II.
CAUGACAAUAACAUGGCUGCGCCCAGGCCUGGAAACACAGAGAGAGGAUGGAAUGAUCCACCCGUUUUUGACUAUCAGUCCUCUAGUGUCCUCCAGUCUUCACACAAAAGGACAAAUCUGAAUAGGAGAGUUGCCUACCCUUUAUCUACCAAUGAGGAUAAAGCAAUGAGUGGCAGUUCAGGUACCACAUUGAAUCCAACUGAUGGACCUCCUGUUCUUAUGCCAGCAUCUCUACAUGGUACCACUCUAAACCCCUCCGAUGGACCCCCUGUACUUACGCCAGUAGUUAACCCCUCCCCAGUGCAGCUUCUGCCCCCAGUACCCACCACCUGUGCCCCUUCCCCAGUUCCCCUCCUAAUUCCUGGAAUGGUUGUGGCACCACCUGCUGUAAACACAGUUGUACCAGAAGUCACAAAGGACAAUUUAGUAGGGUUUAACUGUCUAGAGGAGGCAGUGGAGGGACUGAAGCUCCAAAGUCCUGCAGAGUUAGUGGAUACUAUUACAAACUCACUUCACCAGAGUCUGGAGAAAGUCAAGUCCUCAUUAACAGAGAGGUCUUUUGACGAUGUUAAAAAGAAGAUCCAAAUGUUCCGAGAGUCGUGGGAUAAAUUGUCUCACCCUGUGAAGUGCAGAAUGUGCAGCAUGGCAGAUGCUUUAAAAAAGAACAUCUAUGAUGCAGCAUGGUCCAUUCAUCAAAAUCUGAUGGUAGACUACACAACAGAGGUGAAUGUUUGGAUGGUUGGUAUAAAAAAGAUCAUCCAUGAAUUAAAAAAUCUCCCUGAACCGUCCGAGGCACCUGCUGAAGGUACAGAAUCAACUGAAAAGAGUAACAGUCCAGUGACUCAGUCAGACUCCACUAACUCUGAGACAGGAACCAGUGUAGAUCGGGCACCAGAAAACCAAGGUGUGACAGACAGUGAAACAAAAACAAAGGAAGUGGACAAGGAGCCUGACAUACAGACAGACAAUGAUACAGAAGAAAAACCACAAAGCAGCACAGAAUAAUGUUGUUAAAGGCGAUAGAGUCAGAAAAAUGUUUGGGGUCAGUAAUUGACAUGAUAUUUCUUUCCUCUUUCACCUGUUUUCACUCCCUUAAAAGAAUAAAAGCUGAUAGUGUAAGAAAAGAAAGAAAAAUAAGUAUUGUUUGGUGUUGGAUAAAUAAAAAAAAUUGUAAUAUCAUAAUUAGUAUAUGUUCAAAGAAAUUGUACUUCUGUUUUUGCUAGUAUUACAUACUUUUACAAGGGCAAUUUACACUAAAAAUUUAGUAUUGCAGUUUCAAAAGAAUAUAAAAUGCAAUUUAGACAUAGUUGUUGCUUAUUUUUAAUUGUUAUGAGUAGGAUCUGAGAUCACUUUUUAGUGGCAAUAUUUAUUAUAUGGUGCUUUACUUUAGAUGAGGUUACUAUAAAUUAUGGAUUGUAAUAAAUACAAGUAAUUUUUGGUAUCUUCACAUCGGAUAUGUUGACAACCUUGGAUAGGUCGACCUCCGUCCGCGGCCCCAUCAGUAUUUAUUAUAUAAAUGAUUUGCAAAAAAAUGUGGAUAUGUCAACCUCAGUAAUGUCAACUACCCCACUUAUCUCAACGUAUAUUCACAGUCCCUAGAGCAAAAUGUACCUGGAAGAUGUCAAUUUUAGGGCUAUUUUCUGCUCUGCUAAACCUUACUGUUUGUCAAACAGUCACUUGUCACGCACGGACGACUCCAUGUAUCUCAACAUCGUAAGAAUUUUACACCUUUCAAAUCCAUGUUUUGACUGCACACUGUACAGUUAAUUUUGACUUUAUUUGUAAAUGAAGCCCAAGCAAUCUCGGAUGUCGAUAAGACGUUUAAAGUUUUAAAAGCUUGGCUAAUAUCAUUGAUAAGUCUACUGAUUCUGUGUAAACAAACAAACCUGUAUUUAUAUCAAAACCUUUUUUAAAUUUGAUUUAAAAAGGGCAACUUAAUUAUAAUGAGUAACAAACACAUUGAAUCCAAUUCAGAUAUUUUAUGUAAGAAAUUUAUUUAUUUUAUAUUUUGUGGUAUAAAUGCAUUCAUCAGGUAACAAUCCAAUCAACGAAACAUUUAACUGAUGAUUAAUUUAAAAAGCUCAGAUUCAUAUAUAUGUAACAUCACUGCCUUAUUUCAAGUAGACAAAUGUUUUAAAAUUUUGUGUUUUUUUAGCUCACCUGAGCUGAAAGCUCAAGUGAGCUUUUCUGAUCACCCGUUGUCCGUCGUCCGUCCGUCUGUCUGUCUGUCCGUCUGUCCGUCCGUCCGUCCGUCUGUAAACUUUUCACAUUUUCAACUUCUACUCAAGAACCACUGGGCCAAUUUUAACCAAACUUGGUACAAAGUAUCCUUGGGGGAAGGGGAGUUUAAAUUGUUAAAAUAAAGGGCCAAGUCCCCUUACAAGGGGAGAUAAUCAAGAAAAGACAAAAAUAGGGUGGGGUCAUAAAAAAAUCUUCUUCUCAAGAACCACUGGGCCAGAAAAGCUGAAACUUAAUUUUAAGCAUCCUGGGAUAGUGUAGAUUCUAAAUUGUUAAAAUCAUGACCCCCGGGGGUAGGGCGGGGCCACAAUAGGGAAUCCAAUUUUUACAUUGAAAUAUAUAGGAAAAAUCUUGAAAAAUCUUCUUCUCAAGAACCACUGGGCCAGAAAAACUGAAACUUAUGUGGAAGCAUCCUGGGGUAGUGUAGAUUCUCAAUUGUUCAAAUCAUGACCCCCGGGGGUAGGGUGGGGCCACAAUAGGGAAUCCAAGUUUUACAUUGAAAUAUAGGAGAAAUCUUUAAAAAUCUUCUUCUCAAGAACCACUGAGCCAGAAAAACUGAAACUUAUGUGGAAGCAUCCUGGGGUAGUGUAGAUUCUAAAUUGUUAAAAUCAUGACCCCCGGGGGUAGGGCGAGGCCACAAUAGGGAAUCCAAGUUUUACAUUGAAAUAUAUGGGAAAAAUCUUGAAAAAUCUUCUUCUCAAGAACUACUGAGCCAGAAAAGCUGAAACUUAUGUGGAAGCAUCCUCAAGUAGUGUACACUCUAAAUUGUUCAAAUCAUGACCCCGGGGAUGG